Molecule: messenger RNA, 2872 nt
Organism: Triticum aestivum (bread wheat)
Lineage: Eukaryota; Viridiplantae; Streptophyta; Magnoliopsida; Poales; Poaceae
Product: probable LRR receptor-like serine/threonine-protein kinase At3g47570
Exons: 4
Coding region: 1-2811 (936 amino acids)
Biological process (GO): protein phosphorylation
Molecular function (GO): ATP binding; protein kinase activity; protein binding
Source: RefSeq, a predicted model, not a curated record
AUGCGCAUUCCUCAUUGGAGAGAGGCCAUGGAGCAGGAGUAUCAAGCGCUUCUUCGCAAUCAGACAUGGACUCUUGUUCCUCCACAAUCACGGGUAAAUGUCAUUGAUUCCAAAUGGGUUUUCAAAGUGAAGAGGCAUUCUGAUGGGUCCAUUGAGCGCUAUAAGGCUCGUCUGGUUGCUCGUGGUUUUCGCCAGCGUUUUGGACUUGACUAUGAAGACACCUUCAGUCUAGUGGUCAAGCCUACUACCAUCAGACUUCUUCUCUCUCUGGCUGUUACUCGAGGUUGGUUUCUUCGUCAGCUUGAUGUUCAAAAUGCUUUUCUUCAUGGUGUCUUGGCGGAGGAGGUUUACAUGCGCCAGCCUCCGGGUUUCUCUGAUCCGGAUCGCCCCGAUCAUCUCUGUCGUCUGUCCAAGGCAAUUUAUGGUCUGAAGCAGGCUCCUCGUGCUUGGCAUGCUCGUCUUGCAAUGGCUCUUCGUGCUCAUGGUUUUGCAUCAUCAACUGCUGACUCCUCAUUGUUUCUUCUUCAAAGGCCUGAGGUUACUAUGUACUUGUUGGUCUAUGUAGAUGAUAUCAUUUUGGUCAGCUCCUCUCAGUCGGCUGCUACUGCGCUUGUUCGCUCACUUGGUGCUGAUUUUGCGGUCAAGGACCUUGGGAAGCUUCAUUACUUUCUUGGUGUGGAGGUUACUUCUCGUGAUGCUGGCCUUGUUAUGACGCAGAAGAAGUACUCUCUGGAUUUGUUGCAGCGAGCUGGGAUGCUUAAGUGCAAACCAACGACUACACCCAUGUCUACCACUGAUAAGCUCAAUGCUGUUGAUGGUGUGCUUCUUUCUUCUUCUGAUGCGACGGUAUUCCAUGCCCGAACGAAACACAUUGAAGUUGACUAUCACUUUGUGCGUGAACGUGUCUCUCAGAAGCAACUACAGAUCAAGUUUAUUUCUUCCAAGGAUCAACUUGCUGACAUCUUCACCAAGCCAUUGCCUUUGCCACAGUUUGAGACUUGCAGGCGCAAUCUUACCCUUCUACCAGUUCCCCCCAAAGCCUAUUGUCUUACACCAUCCUCUAUUGGCAAUCUUGUUAACUUGACAUAUUUCUACAUAAAUGACAAUGAAUUCGAUGGCCUGAUACCAGCUAGCUUAGGAAACCUUCCACUCUCGAAGCUAGACCUUGGCUAUAACAAUCUCCAAGGGCAUAUACCACCAAACUUUUGGAACCUCCAAGAACUAACAAUAUUGAACGUCGGCCACAAUAAUCUUCAAGGUGCCAUUCCUGAGAUUGGUACCCUUAAACACCUCACCACAUUAGAUCUUUCUUCAAAUAUGCUUACCGGACAAAUUCCUGAUUCUUUGGGCCAAUGUUACGACUUAGUGAGUCUACAAAUGGACCAAAACUCUCUUAUCGGAAACAUCCCAGCAACUUUUGGCAACCUGUCGUCUCUGAGCAUGCUAAAUCUUUCACACAACAACUUGUCAGGCAACAUACCGACAGUUCUAAACACACUGAAGUUCCUCAACAGUCUUGACCUUUCUCAUAAUCAUCUUCAAGGAGAAAUACCCAUAUAUGGAGUGUUUGACAAUGCUACAGCCAUUUCACUUGAGGAUAAUUGGGGGCUCUGUGGAGGCGCCGUGUUUUUCCACAUGGCUUCAUGCAAAACCAUUUCCAAGCAAUCAGAGAGACGAAACCGUUUGAUUAAAGUGCUGAUCCCAAUAUUCGGGUUCAUGUCAGUCAUAUUGUUGGUCUACCUUUUACUCCUUGAGAAGAAGAUGCGAAGGAGGACAGAUGAUACAUCAACUUCACUAGGGGAGAACUUUAUGAAGGUUUCUUAUGCAGAUCUAGCACAAGCCACAGCAAACUUCUCGGAGUCUAACCUGGUUGGAAGAGGAGGUUAUGGUUCUGUGUAUAGAGGAAAGUUGAAGGAAUCUAAGGUGGAUGUGGCUGUCAAGGUUUUUGAUCUUGAGAUGCACGGAGCAGAGAAAAGCUUUCUGAAAGAAUGUGAGGCACUGCGAAGCAUUCAGCAUAGAAAUCUUCUUCCCAUCCUUACCGCUUGCUCGACAGUAGACAGUACAGGCAAUGUUUUCAAAGCUUUAGUUUAUGAGUUCAUGCCUAAUGGGAACCUAGACACAUGGCUGCAUCCCAGAGAGGACGGGAAGGCUCAUAAACAUUUAAGCUUAGCUCAAAGAUUAGACAUAGCUGUCAACAUGGCUGACGCACUGGAUUAUCUACACCAUGACUGCGGAAGACCCACCAUCCAUUGUGAUUUGAAGCCAAGCAAUAUUCUUCUUGAUGGUGAUAUGACUGCUCUUUUGGGAGACUUUGGAAUUGCAAGUUUCUACCAAGAUUCAUGGUCAACAUCAACCAGUUCAAUGAGUUCAUCAUCAGUCGGUGUGAAGGGUACUAUAGGAUAUAUUGCUCCAGAGUACGCCGGAGGUGGCCGCCGUGCAUCAACCACUGGAGAUGUUUAUGGUUUUGGGAUAAUACUGCUGGAAAUGAUGACUGGAAAAAGACCCACAGAUCCUAUGUUCAAGGAUGGAGUUAGCAUUGUCGACUUUGUGGAUAGCAACUUUCCACAUGAAAUAGUUCAUGUCAUUGACGUCAAUCUCAGCGAAGACUCAGGGGUUGACAUUACUCAAGCAAACAAGGCUUCAGAAAAUUAUGUUCGUGAAUGCUUGGUAUCUAUGCUGCAACUAGCACUUUCCUGUACGCACCCAGUACCAAGCGAACGAAUGAACAUGAAAGAGGUGGCCAGCAAAAUUCAUGCAAUUAAAACAUCAUAUGUGGGACGGAAAACAGAAGAGCGUCCUUCACUAGAGUAACAGUGACUUCAAACGUGGUAGUACAUGUAACAUUGUAAUCAGUUACGUACUACUACCUCUA